AAAAUGUUAGUGAUAUAAAUGAAGAUCUUGACGCACAAUUAAUGGCACACAUAACUGAUUAUCGAGAAAUGAGAGAUGCUUAUAAAAAUGACAUACAUGUGGUGAAAACGUGUGACAGAUCUUCAUUUCGCAUUUUUUCUUUCGAUUUUGCCCAAAACUUAGAAUUGCCUCAUGAUCCUCAACAACCUGGAAAAUGGUACUAUUUAUCAUUGUUAAAAGCACACCAGUUCGGGUUAGUAGAUGAAGGCAUCGACAGUCACUGGCACGUUAUCUACACGGAAGGCAAAGCACUAAAAGGUGCAAAUGAAGUCGCCUCAAUUAUCCAUCUAUUUCUUACCUCUACAGCAGGUGAUGCAAAAAAAAUUCGAUUAUGGGCGGAUAAUUGUGGUGGCCAGAAUAAAAAUACUUGUCUUCUUUGGUAUUUCCUUUGGGCAUGUCAUACUCAGAUAUUUCAAGAAAUUGAAUAUCGUUUUCAAAUCAAGGGUCAUACUAGAAAUUCA
Molecule: messenger RNA, 500 nt
Organism: Cetraspora pellucida
Lineage: Eukaryota; Fungi; Glomeromycota; Glomeromycetes; Diversisporales; Gigasporaceae
Source: the annotation of a GenBank genome assembly